AUGGCUGAGGGGAGCGAGCUGAUGAACAGGCUCAUGAGUGAGAACGCAGACCUGAAGAAGCAGGUGCGCCUCUUGAAGGAGAACCAGAUGCUGAAGCGGCUGCUCAGUGAGAGCUGUCAGGAGAGCUGUGGCCGUGGUGGCCGGGACCUCCUCUUCCCCAAGGCCCCCACCUACCCCGAGGCCUGCUCCCCGGGGAGUGGAGGUCCAGACUUCGGGAGGUUUGCCAGCGUCCCGGACACGCCUGCCCAGCUGCAGACGUCCUCCCUGGAGGACCUGCUGUGCUCCCACGCACCCCUCUCCAGUGAGGACGAGGCCUCUCCCGGCUGCGCGACCUCCUCCCAGGUGUCCUUCAAGGCCUUCCUCAACGCUCCAGAGCUGUGUGCCCGCGGCUCCGACAGGAAGCUGUCCCCGGUUCUGAGUCCCCUGCAGGACCCCCUGGUGGACAAGACCCUGAUGGAGCCCAGGGAGAUGGCCCGGCCUAAGAAGGUGUGCUUCUCAGAGAGUAGCCUGCCCACGGGGGACAGAACCCGGAGGAGCUACUACCUUAACGAGCUCCCCUGCUUCGCGGGCGCGGAGAAGGACGGCCGCAUCGUGGGUGAGAUCGCCUUCCAGCUGGACCGGCGCAUCCUGGCCUACGUGUUCCCGGGCGUCACGCGGCUCUACGGCUUCACCGUCUCCAACAUCCCGGAGAAGAUCCCGCAGACCUCCAUCAAGUCCCUGGACGGCUCGGUGGAUGAGAAGAAGCUGCGCGAGCUGACGCACCGCUACCUGACGCUGACGGCGCGGCUGGAGAAGCUGGGGUACAGCCGCGAGGUGCACCCCGUGUUCAGCGAGUUCCUCAUCAACACGUACGGCAUCCUGCGGCAGCGCCCGGACCUGCGCGCGCACCCGCUGCACAGCAGCCCCGCCGCGCUGCGCAAGCUGGUCAUCGACGUGGUGCCGCCCAAGUUCCUGGGCGACUCGCUGCUGCUGCUCAACUGCCUGUGCGAGCUCUCCAAGGAGGACAGCAAGCCGCUCUUCGCCUGGUGA
This is a messenger RNA of Dipodomys ordii (Ord's kangaroo rat), 1029 nucleotides long. RefSeq names its product spermatogenesis and centriole associated 1-like (gene Spatc1l). The coding region runs from base 1 to 1029 and encodes 342 amino acids. The record is from RefSeq and is a predicted model, not a curated record. The transcript is spliced from 4 exons. Lineage: Eukaryota; Metazoa; Chordata; Mammalia; Rodentia; Heteromyidae.